Lactuca saligna is the source of this 2231-nucleotide messenger RNA. NCBI's taxonomy places the organism in Eukaryota, Viridiplantae, Streptophyta, Magnoliopsida, Asterales, Asteraceae. The record is from the annotation of a GenBank genome assembly.
GUGCCACCGAAGUCUAUUCUGAGCUUCUAGGAAGCAUCCACGACUACGUGUUGACAGAUAUAAGGAAUUAAAGUCGUCAUUUUGGACCAACUCAAGCCCGCUUUUACUUUCUCUGGAUCAAAUGCCUCAAAUUGAGAAACCCUAAUCAACACAAUUCCUCAAUUCACCCCACUUUUUUCUCUCUAAAUUCUUCUUCAAAUCUUAUUCGUAUAUGGCAGUGGUUCUUGAUUCGGUAACACCGGCUCCAACAACGGCUUCCUCUCUCGCUCCUGGGUUUAGGUUUCAUCCAACGGAUGAAGAACUUGUACGGUAUUAUUUGAGGCGUAAGAUUUGCGGCAAACCCUUCCGAUUUGACGCUAUUUCUGAUGUUGAUGUCUACAAAGUCGAACCUUGGGAUCUUCCAGGUCUGUCCAGGCUUAAGAGCAGAGAUCUGGAAUGGUACUUUUUCAGUGUCCUGGAUAAGAAGUAUGGGAAUGGGUCACGUACAAAUCGAGCAACUGAUAAAGGGUACUGGAAGACAACUGGGAAAGACCGGUCUGUUUACCAUAGGUCUCAACUGGUUGGCAUGAAAAAAACUCUGGUGUAUCAUAGUGGUCGGGCUCCAAAGGGAGAAAGGACAAACUGGGUUAUGCAUGAAUACAGACUCAUUGAUCAGGAGUUGGAAAAAGCUGGAAUUGUCCAGGAUUCAUUUGUCCUCUGUAGAAUCUUCCGGAAGAGUGGUUCCGGACCUAAAAAUGGUGAACAAUAUGGGGCUCCAUUUGUUGAGGAGGAAUGGGAGGAUGAUGAACUGGUAAUGGUCCCCAAGCAGGAGUUUGCUGAAGAUUUUCCUGUUGAUGAUGAUGAUGCCUACUUAGAUGCAAAUGACCUUGAACAGAUUCUUGGCUCAGAUACACCAGACAAAGUUGCUCCCCUUCCAUUGGAGUUGCAUGAUGGUGAUAAUCUCAGCAGUGCUGAGGUGUCCACAGAAAUGAUCGAAGACCCUCAAAAGAAUGGGAUGGAUCCAAAAUCUGUGAAGCAUGAAUACAUUGGUGAAACAAACAAUGCCUCAGAUUUUGAUGUGGAUUACUUGCUUGAUGAGCCCUUUUUUGAUGCUUCUACUGGUGACUUUCAGUUUGAUGCAAGUUCAUUCCUCGAAGCAGAUGACCUUAAAAACGAAGUUAAAACAGAACCUGGCCUUGAAAUGUUUGAUGAAUAUACUUCAUUUAUUAAUCCAACAAAUAACUUGGAGUACACUUUUGAUUCAAUAGACAACGAGGAUAUUCUCCCAGAAUCAUCCCUCAUUCCUGAGAAUGCAAACGAAGAUACCCACGAUGCGAUUGAAGCUACCCAGCAAUUCUUUGAAGGGCAGAACUGUAAUAUUGCUCCAACAAAGGUAGAGCAACCAGAUUUGGCAACAGGCAACAAUGUUGCCUCCUCUUCAGGUCAAGAACAUCAAGAUGCAGCACCUCACGAGGCAAAUGAAGCAAGCCAACAACCGUUUGAAGAGUUUGCAUAUCCGUUUCUCCAGAGGGCGAGUUACAUGCUGGGGAACAUAUCUGCACCACCUGCAUUUGCAUCAGAGUAUCCUUCAAAGUAUUUGGCAGCUGCUGCUUCACAAGCUUCAACAUCAGUUCGGGUGACCACAGGAAUGAUCCGUAUAAGAGACGUUUCUUUCACAGGGACCAAACUGGACUGGUCAUUGGGGAAGAAUGGUCAUCUGGACAUUGUUCUCUCAUUGAGGUUGGAUCAGGAUCAAGAUCAAGAUCAAAAUCAAAGUGUUGUUGGGUUGAACUCUGGAAAGGGGCAUUCCGGUGUUUCCAGGAGUUGGUUUUUUUGCCUGUUUCUGUGCAUCAUGGUUGUUUCUUUGAGCUCUCAGAUCAGCAGUCUCAUCUGUCCAAGGUCAUACAUGAGCUGAAAAAAUUGGUCAACAGGAGGAGGAUAUGCUUCUGCUUCAUGGUUUAUUUGCUUAGUUUAGCAGCAUCUGUUUAACAAAUAAUCAUUAUCAGUCAUUUUGCUGACUGAUCUCUGAUUCUGGAAUUGGGAAAUGUUUAUUUCUGUUAAAAGUUGUUGGUAACAACAUUUGGGGAAGUUUAAGUUUGACUGGAAGGAAAUAGUACAUCGCUAUUUCAUGUCAUUGUUUUUGUUGAUCUUUUAGUCCUACUUUUAACCAACUGUUCCACGCAAGUUGUGUUUGUUUAUUGUUAUGACUAAUAUUGACUGUUGCUGAUUUAAUCUUAUUCAUAUAUCUUGAU